This is a messenger RNA of Perca fluviatilis (European perch), 4631 nucleotides long. RefSeq names its product thyroid hormone receptor associated protein 3b (gene thrap3b). The coding region runs from base 521 to 3280 and encodes 919 amino acids. Gene Ontology annotation, cellular component: mediator complex. The record is from RefSeq and is a predicted model, not a curated record. Gene Ontology annotation, molecular function: transcription coregulator activity; DNA binding. NCBI's taxonomy places the organism in Eukaryota, Metazoa, Chordata, Actinopteri, Perciformes, Percidae. The transcript has 13 exons. Gene Ontology annotation, biological process: positive regulation of transcription by RNA polymerase II.
GGCACACAAAGUCUCGCGUGAUUUGGACAUGCCGAGAAGAUAGCACCGUGAGCUAACUGUGUGUGUCGAUCGUUAGCUAUCGUAAUAUCUUAAUGCCGCCAAAAACACACAUUUAGCACAAUUGACAAACGCAUAUAAACAUCCCGGAUAUAUCUUAUGGCGACGGACACGGCGGACCGAGCGCAUGGCCUAUUCUAAAGGCGCAGUGCGUCUGUUUUGUUGGCCUAGUUGGUAACGGUGCCGCUGCUAACAAGCUAGGUUGCUAACAUCCGUUUACACUCGUACAGUAAAACCAGGAAGGAGGGACCAGACGAGCAGUUUGGCCUCAAAGGUUACUCUACUUCUGAAAACAUUAAUUCAUAAACACGAGCCUCGUCCAGUCUUGUGAAAACGGGAAAAGGUUUUACAGAUAUUUCCCUCCAUGGUUAUAAUGUGUCAGUCUUUAGUUUAACAUCAACCCACACAACCCGUCUAGCUACUUUUCAGGGAAAAUAAUAUUAAUACUGGCCUAAGUGCAAAGAUGUCAAAGGCUCCAGAUUCUCCAGCUCGGUCCCGCUCCAGGUCCAAAUCCAGAUCUUACUCCAGAUCUCACUCUAGGAGCCGUUCCCGCUCAAGAUCCAGAAAACGUCGCUAUAGUUCCAGGUCUCGUUCCCGCUCUCGCUCUCACUCUCCGUCCUACAGAAACUAUCCUACCAGGGACUAUCAGAACAACAGAGGUGGGUUCAGAGGCUACAACCGAGGCUACCGGAGGCCCUUCCACUACCGUGGCAGAAACCGAGGCUAUUACCAACGCGGCGGUCAUUACCAGAACCGGGGAGGAGGUGGCGGCUAUGGCUAUAAGGCCAAUUGGCAGGGUGGUGGCGGCGGUGGUGGUGGAGGCUGGCACGAUCGCCACCAUGACCAGGACCACCACUCACACAGUCCCAGGAGGGGGCGCUCACGCUCCCGCACACCCAGGAAGCGCUCAGGCAGCCGGAGCCGCUCCCACUACUCUGACCGCUCGUCUUCGCGAGGAUCUCGACGCUCCAGGCGCUCCAGCUACUCUUCACGGUCCCGUUCCUCAACACCACGUCAUCGCAGCAGCAAGGGCAAGCCUGGCGCCAAGGAUGCUAAGGAAAAGUUAGAAAGUCCAGCUGAGAAAUCAGGUCAGGCAGCAGACGGCAGUGCCAUCGAGAAGGUAUCUGGAGGUAAAUGGAUUGACUAUGACACCAGCCCUAAACGAAUCAGCCCAGAAAUUAAAAAGGAGGAUGCUCCCACUAGUCCUCCUGAUGAGGGCAAAGGACCCGGGAGUGGCGGUCCUCUGUGGAAAACCAUCGGCACCGUGUCCCCUCCAGCAAAGAGUCCCACAAAGUCUGGACAAACGGCCUCCUUCAGCGGCUUUGGGUUCUUCUCAAAGGAAGAUGCCAAAUGUGGAGAUAAGACGGUGAUCUCUGCUGCCUUCAAAAAGUUCUUGGCUGAGAACAAAAGCCGAAAGAUGGCUGCUGAAAAGGAGAAUGGCCGCGAUAAAGAGGAGAGCAACACAGACGGAGAUCUAGAGAAAGGGGACAAGUCUGAAGACCUUUUCAACAUCUCGUCCACUUCUUUCAGCGACUCCAAGGAAGACAAGACCAUGCCUUUCUUUGAUGCUGGAGAAGAGGAGUUCCUGAAGUCUCACGGGCUGAAAGAGAGGGACAUGGAGGAGGAGGGUGAGGUCAAAACAACCCUCACAGCUCGGGACAUUUUCGGGAAAUGGGGGGAUGAGCCAAGCUAUUCAACGCCCUACUCGUCAGGUAAAGAGAAAACCCGGAGAGAUGCUGAAGAGGCAGAGCCCGUAGAUCACAUGGAGGAGGAGUUGUACCGAAGCCGCAAGCACAGCUCCAAGAAGGAGGAGAAGUCCAAGAAGAAGGAGAAGAAGGAAAAGGAGAAGUCCAGAAGGAGUCCGUCCCCUCCUGCAACUUCCAGAGGGAAGGAGCGGCCGCUGUUUCCUGGAGCUUUCCCUCUUCGUGAGGAGUCCCCUGUACGGCAUCUGUCUGCGUCAAGGGACGACUUUGAGCUCAAAAUCGGUUCUCUAGAUGAAAUGCCCAGCUCUUCCCUCUCUAAAGAGCGCCUCAUGCCCCGAGAACUGCCGAAGCCCACUAAGAAAGAUACAGAGUUUCGUUCCAUUUUCCAGCACAUUCAGUCAGCACAGCUCCGUCGCAGCCCCUCUGAGCUGUUUGCUCAGCACAUAGUCUCAAUCGUGCACUACAUCAAAGCUCAACACUUCCAAUCCUCAGACAUGAGUCUAAGUGAGCGGUUUGCCAUGUACCAAAGAAAAGCUGCAGAGGUAGAAAUGAUGAAGCCAAGAAAGAGCCCAGAAAUCCACAGGAGAAUCGAUGUUUCCCCAAGUGCCUUUAAGAGGCACUCUCAGCUGUUUGAGGAUAUGGAGGAGACGAGCUACAAGGAUCCAAGUAAAAAGUUCAAAGGCGACGUGAUGGACCUUCGCCUGGAUAUUGAAAGACGUAAGAGGUUUGGUGGGAAGGAGUACAAGCGUGAAGGAGGCAGGAGCCCCGGAGGCUCCCGAGGACCCAGCAGAGAGAGGUCCUCUGAGAAAUCUGGGAAACACCACAAGAAAUCCAAGAAGGGUAAGAAGAAACGGGAUCGUUCUCCAUCUUCCUCUUCCUCCUCAUCCUCUCCAUCCCCGUGUCCUCCACCUUUCAGAGGUAAAGAGUUCAUGGGAGGAGAGGGGAUGGAGCAAUCGGAGGAGGGCUACAGUCACUCACGUUAUCCUCCACGGGACUACAGUGGGCCCGGAGACAGAGGCCCUCGAGAUUAUGAGGGCCACAACCCAGAGAGAGGCCGAGGCCGUGGAUUUUUCCCCAGAGUCAGAGGGAGAGGGUGGAACAGGGGCAAUUAUCCAGGCAACAACAGCAAUGGAAACCCUGCCAAUAUGAAUCCUGCAGUGCGCCCUCCCGAGGAGGAGUGGGACCCUGAAUACACUCCCAAGAGCAGGAAGUAUUACCUGAGAUCGGAUGAGGUGGAGGUGCCUUUGAAAGACACAGAGGGUGAGGCAGGGAGAAUCAGCACUGGGUUGCAGCAUGAUGAUCGUGAUGGUGAGAAAACCUGGGUAGACAACCGUGGAAGAGGCCGGGGUUCCUUCCCGCCUCGUCGGGGACGCUUCGUCUACCGUAAGGGGGGCAGCAGCCCGAAGUGGACCCACGACAUGUUCCAGGGAGGAGAAGGGGGGGAGCUAGGAGAUGACACCAUAGAAGUAGGCCGUAAAGAAACCAAGAACCCCGGAGACGCCUCCGCUCAGAAGCAGUAGAUCCACUCACUCCAUCAUCAUCUACAUAUUCAUGAGCGUCAUGAGUGUCAGAACGGUUACAGCGAUGAUGGGAUGAAGGGGUUAUUCUCUUCUUUAUUUUACCUUCCACAUCAUCUAAUCAUUUAAUUGUUAAAAAAUGUGUUUAGUGAGUUUGAGCCUUCUCACAGUUAAAGUGAAGAAAGAACUGACUUGAAUGAAGAGCAGCACUCUGUUACUUGUCGUAUGUAAGGUUAGAUUCAUUUCAGAGUCUUUUUUUAAAUGUAAAAGGUGAGUUUUUGUUUUGCAGCUGGUCGACUUAAUUGUAUCUUUUUAAGGAAGAAAAUACUAAGGCAACAAAGAUGAAUAUUCUCUGAAAACAUGACAAAAUAAAUGCAUUUGUGCCUUAGAAAAUGAAUAUAACUAAUAAUACUUGUGUAGUCUCUUCGAAGGUACAGCCCCGGCUAUGAGAGGUACACCUCUACCCGUUUUAAUUGUGGGAAUUUACAUCUUGUUUUUGUUUUUGGGGCUGUGAUAAAUCUUUGAUAUUACUGCAUGAUACGUUUGAUUUAUACUUUGCUCCUCGGGACCAAUCAGUAGUGGGCUCAGGGCUCAUCGUCGUCAAAUAAUCAAAACAUGAAAAAGUUGCUAUCUUUUGAACCCCUGAACGAUUGUUUGUCAUAUCUAUUAUCCAAGCUUUUCCAUAUAGUGCCACUUCACCUGUAGUUCUCUGUAGGAAGUGAAGACAUUUGUAUGUGUGUUGCAGUAUAUUCUCAUUGUGGGUGUUUUCAGUUAAAAAGAAUUGUAAAGAAUUUGGAACCAAAAUCCCUGGAUUUCGAUCAGCUACUGUAGGUUUUCUGAAUCGGUUAUAUCAAUUUAGGCAAGUGGCUACCUUUUUGUUUAGAUUUUAAUAAUAAAAAGGUUAUUGCAAGAGGCUAAUACAUGUAUAGAAUUAAAAUACCUAAAGUAGUGUAAUCAACAUUUCGGGGAAGGAAAAAUAAAAACAAAAUUGGGUUAUUUUUUGUCAAAUACAUAAGUUGCAGUAAAUCUCUUACAAAAAAAAGACCGGUUUAAUCUCAGAGAACCUGAACAUUACAAAAGUGAAGUGAAACCCUAAAAUUUGGGACAAAACAUUUUGUCAAAGGCAUUGAUUAAAGUGUAUAUUUUUAAGAGGCGUUGACGCAACUAGCAGAACUAGUUCUGUGGAUCUCACUGUGCUGCUUCGUCCCACUUUUGACUGUACAUACUGCAUGUACUUAACCGAACUGUAGGGUUUUUGUUUUAAUCUAAGGCUGAAAACUUUUGUACUGUUCUCAAGAGCUUUGGAGUACUUUGUCUUUUAAUUUUAAAUAAAAUUUUCUUUGAUUCAGGGCAA